AAAAGAAUGUAACAUUUAUAAAACAUGUGUCGAAUGUCACUUUGGUGGUUCCACAAUAUUUGGAGCUUUCCGUUGAUUUUUAAUUGCUAUUUUCAUAUAGAGGGAUUCGGAAAAGUUCUCUUUCAUAACUUGAAUGUUACAAAAAUAAAGAGGAGUAACUCUUAAGUUUACGUUAAACACCGAUAACAUGAAUGCUCGUUCUUGGUAUGUAGGGUAAGUUAUUUACAUAUUCUUCUUGAAUGGGUAGUAAAUGAUAAGAGUUUUUCAAUUUCACUUUCAUACUUACUGAAUAUUAAUCAGUUUAUUGAUGAUAUUGGUGAUCGAUCGAUAUAUUGCAAUAUUGCAAAGAACAUUUUAUGAUUAGAUUCAAUUUGAAUUGAAUAAGUAAGUAAAAGAAACAUUUAAAGGAAGAUAUACAUUUAAACGUAUCGGACAAUGUUUAUUUAUUUGCAAGAUGGAUACUUUAAUUAAAAUUGAUGUUCAAGACAAAGUUAUCCAGAUUGAAUGGUUAAAAACCAUUAAUGCAAUAGUUUCUAUCUGAGGAGUAAAACAAGACUCAAGCCAUGACAAGAAGUUGUGCAACAUUUAUUUUGUGUUUUCUGACAGUUUUCGGCAUUAGGAAGGUACGCGCGCAGAGCGGAUCUGACGUACAGGAUGUUCUGACCAAACUGUUUACGACAGACAAGUAUAAUAAGAAAAUACGACCUCUUGUAGACCAAUCAAACGCUGUCCAGAUAGAUGUUGAUUUUUUUCUAACAUCUAUAAUAGAUUUCAAUGACCAAGAUGAAAGUUUGAAGACGUCUGGUUUUCUAAGUUUGUCGUGGACAGACGAAUACCUGCAAUGGGACCCUAGUAGUUACAACGGGGUAAAUGUAUUAUUUCUGCCUCAAGACGACAUAUGGCGACCUGGUGUGUCAUUACGUAAUCCGUACAAGUCAUUUACCGGACUUGGAUCAGCUUUUCUGAACUUAAGGGUCGAUUCAAAUGGCUUAGUAGAAUGGUUUCCAUUUCAGGUUUUCGAAUCUACUUGUGACGUAGACAUCACCUAUUUCCCUUUUGACAGUCAAGAAUGCGAACUGAAAUUUAUCGCCUGGAGUUAUUCUCAGGUGGAGGUGGAAUUAAACAAAGGCGCUAGGGGCGUUAUCCUGGUGGAGUACUCUCCGAACGCUGUAUGGAAUAUUGAUUCCACAUCAGCGCAUGAAACAAACACUGGUGAAUCAUCUGUCACAUUCACUAUCAAACUGAAGAGAAAACCGGGAUUUUACGUCAUAAAUAUAAUUAUUCCAGUUAUUCUUCUUUCGGUUCUGAACAUAUUUGCUUUUGCGUUGCCUGUGACAACAGGCGAGAGGGCGUCAUAUGCAGUGACCGUCUUUUUGUCUCUGGCUGUCUUCCUGACGAUCGUUUCAGAAGAACUCCCAACAAACUCAGACGUCAUUUCUAUUUUAUCAGUAUAUCUGACGGCGAUGAUAACGCUCAGUACAGUAAUUGUCUUAAUUUGUAUUUUAGAGUUACGUCUGGCCACACGCACUGUGGAGGAAUAUCCAAUUAACAAACUUUUUAUGGCUGUUUACAAGGUCUCUUUGUUCUUACAGUGUAGGAAGAGGAAAGAUAAAAUUAAACCUGCUAAAAUGUCUGAAACAAAUUCGAAAAAGAAACUAAAGAAAGAAGAUGAGUUCAAUCCAGACAGAAAGAAAUUUCAAGUAACAUGGAUGAAAAUUGUAAGCGCCAUGGACUACCUGUUGUUUUGGAUUUUUCUGUUGCUGACGUUCAUACUGACACUUGUGUUAUUUCUGAUUUGUGCAAAUAACUAAUAUAUACAAAUUCAAUAUUCAUUCAGCUUUUACAACCAUGGAUCUUCACUCAUGUACAUAAACAAAUUAUCUUAGUACGUUGUGAAUUACCUUGACAAUUAAAUGAUAAGAUUUAUCUCCAUGCUAUAAGUUCGCAGUGCAAACACACACUGACACAAUUAAGUUCAAAAUCCCACUUCGAGUUUUAUAUUUGAGGGAGGAUCCAAGGCGUGUCUUCAGAGUGCAGGAUGACCCAGGGCGUGUCUCCCGAGAAGAGGAGGACCACAGACGUGCCUCCCGAGAGGAGGGGGACGAUCCCAGGUGUGUCUCCAGCGUGAAGGAGAAUUCUAGGCGUGUCUUCCAAGUGGAGGAGAACCCAGGUGUGCCUCCCGGAUGGAGAAGGAUCCCAAGUGUGUUUUCAUAUUGGCGUGUUUCCCGAGUUUAGGAGGACCUAGGACGUAUCUCCUGCGUGGAUACGGACCAAGGGCGUGUCCCGAAAAGAGGAGGAACCCAGUUGCAAUUGUGUCUUUUGAGUGGAGGUAGACCCCGCGUGUGUCUCAAUAGUAGAAAGACUCCCAGACGUGUCUCCUGAGUGGAGGAGGAUCCAAGGCGUGCCUCCCGAGAGAUGGAGGAGACAAGACGUGUCUCCAGAGUGGAGGAGAAUCCAAGCUUGUUUCACGAGAGAAGUAGGAGCCCAGACGUGUCUCCAGAAUGAAGGAGAAUCCUAGGCGUGUCUCCCGAGAAGAGGAGGAUCCCAGAUGUGUAUCCCGCGUGGAAGAGGAUCCAGGGUUUAGACAUUGUAGGUUCGAACUUACAAAGACGGAGACAUUUAAUACUACUUACGCAUACGCACAUAUGCUAAUUCGUCCUUUAGCAUGUAGUAUUUAUUGAAAAUGUACACAAUUGCAGUAUAUAUGUUUAUAACAAUGUUUUAGCCAGUGCUUUAGCAACUGGCUUUAGCUUUAAAUCACUUACCAAGUUUCAAACUCGCGUCGUUUGAGUUUUCCUUCUAUUUCUAUGUGACCGCAUCACACAAAUAUUCUGGACGUGUAAGAAAACAGUCCCACAUUUAUUUUUUAUAAUCUUGGUAUUGUGUGAGUGUGUGAGCAACUGAGGACUACUGUUUUAAACAACAAAAACAAGCAGCAACGGAUUCUAGAAUAAUUAUGAACUUUAUAUUCACAUUCGGAAUAUUCGGAAUCACUCCGCUCUAGGGUUAGGGUUAGGGUUAGGAUUUAUGGUAAGGGUUAAGGGUUAAUGUUAGCGUUGAAAUUGGCCCCACUCUGGACAUAGAGUUGUAUUGGGAAAACCUUCAAAAAUCUUCUUGUCUUGAACCACAAUGCACAGAGUUUUGAUAUUUAGCAUGUAGCAUUGUCUAGUGGACCUUUACCAACAUUUUUCAAAUUAUGACCGAUCUAUGCACAAUGAAAUGUUGAUUCUUCAGGUGCAUCGGUUGAAAUAUCACUCAAUUAGCACUGGCUAUCAGUCCUUUCAGGGCUUUGAUUUGUUUAACUACUUGUUUACAGUCUUUAGUAAUUGUUUCAACAGAUGUACGUUGAGUGGUAUGCUCUAAAUCGUUGCUCUUAAACAAACGUAGAUCAAUUACUUUCUUGUAUCACAAAAAAACUUUAGGUAACAAAUCAAACAGUAUUGCAGAAAACUAGCUGGAUCGUUAGCAACCGUUUAUUAACCAAAACAACAAUCAAUUGUAUAAUCAAGUAUUACAUAUAUUUACUUUUAUCAUUUGUCAAUCACGGAAUCGAAGUUCAAGAGGAAAACAAUAUUUAAACUUUGAAUAGAUUGAUAAAUUUACAUUUAGACAUGUAGAUAUCAGUGGAAUAGAAAUGUUUCGUUCAUACAUUGUAUAUAACAAAGCCAAACUAAAGUUUCUGAGUGCGGGAUACUCAACCCCACUCCUCCUUGGGAGGGAUAGGUAUUUAAUGACAAGUGUCAGAAACUUAGAGGAUCAUUUUGGCAUACCUGACGUAUAUCCCGAUACGACAGUUUUCGUAAAUUCAACGCACAAACAUAAUAAAAGAAAAAACAUAACUAUACUGCGAUUAAUUCUGGAAUAUAUCCAUUUAAGUGAGAUUUUCGUAAUUUUGAAGCACGUUCCCGAUACACAAAGAUUUCCAUUUAUAUUCAAUCAAUUAAAGUGGUAGCUUUAGUUUUGCUUUGUUCUGUAAUAUGGCAAUGUCAAAGGACAGUUUAAUUUCGAUAGAUGUGAUCACCUGUGAAAUAAAUAGAUAUUUAAGCAUAUCGCACCACUUGUUAAGUCAAGAAGAUUUCGAUAUUUUUCUAUAAUUAAAACAUGCGCCAUUCGGUGUCGCAGAGCGAGAAAAGCUAAUUUUCGG
Molecule: messenger RNA, 4144 nt
Organism: Mercenaria mercenaria
Lineage: Eukaryota; Metazoa; Mollusca; Bivalvia; Venerida; Veneridae
Product: neuronal acetylcholine receptor subunit beta-4-like
Exons: 4
Coding region: 564-1811 (415 amino acids)
Biological process (GO): nervous system process; regulation of membrane potential; signal transduction
Cellular component (GO): synapse; neuron projection; postsynaptic membrane
Molecular function (GO): acetylcholine-gated monoatomic cation-selective channel activity; transmembrane signaling receptor activity
Source: RefSeq, a predicted model, not a curated record